This is a messenger RNA of Nomascus leucogenys (northern white-cheeked gibbon), 1613 nucleotides long. It is a transcript of the gene INHBA, whose product is annotated as inhibin subunit beta A. Gene Ontology annotation, molecular function: cytokine activity; growth factor activity; hormone activity. Lineage: Eukaryota; Metazoa; Chordata; Mammalia; Primates; Hylobatidae. Gene Ontology annotation, biological process: SMAD protein signal transduction; BMP signaling pathway. Gene Ontology annotation, cellular component: extracellular region. The record is from RefSeq and is a predicted model, not a curated record.
CCAAUACCAUGAAGAGGAGCUCAGACAGCUCUUACCACAUGAUACAAGAGCCGGCUGGUGGAAGAGUGGGGACCAGAAAGAGAAUUUGCUGAAGAGGAGAAGGAAAAAAAAAACCAAAAAAAAAAAAACAAAAAAACCCACACACACAAAAAAACCUGCGCGUGAGGGGGGAGGAAAAGCAGGGCCUUUUAAAAAGGCAAUCACAACAACUUUUGCUGCCAGGAUGCCCUUGCUUUGGCUGAGAGGAUUUCUGUUGGCAAGUUGCUGGAUUAUAGUGAGGAGUUCCCCCACCCCAGGAUCCGAGGGGCACAGCGCAGCCCCCGACUGUCCGUCCUGUGCGCUGGCCGCCCUCCCAAAGGAUGUACCCAACUCUCAGCCAGAGAUGGUGGAGGCCGUCAAGAAGCACAUUUUAAACAUGCUGCACUUGAAGAAGAGACCCGAUGUCACCCAGCCGGUGCCCAAGGCGGCGCUUCUGAAUGCGAUCAGAAAGCUUCAUGUGGGUAAAGUCGGGGAGAACGGGUAUGUGGAGAUAGAGGAUGACAUUGGAAGGAGGGCAGAAAUGAAUGAACUUAUGGAGCAGACCUCGGAGAUCAUCACGUUUGCCGAGUCAGGAACAGCCAGGAAGACACUGCACUUCGAGAUUUCCAAGGAAGGCAGUGACCUGUCAGUGGUGGAGCGUGCAGAAGUCUGGCUCUUCCUAAAAGUCCCCAAGGCCAACAGGACCAGGACCAAAGUCACCAUCCGCCUCUUUCAGCAGCAGAAGCACCCGCAGGGCAGCUUGGACACAGCGGAAGAGGCCGAGGAAGUGGGCUUAAAGGGGGAGAGGAGUGAACUGUUGCUCUCUGAAAAAGUAGUAGACGCUCGGAAGAGCACCUGGCACGUCUUCCCUGUCUCCAGCAGCAUCCAGAGGUUGCUGGACCAGGGCAAGAGCUCCCUGGACGUUCGGAUUGCCUGUGAGCAGUGCCAGGAGAGUGGCGCCAGCCUGGUGCUCCUGGGCAAGAAGAAGAAGAAAGAAGAGGAGGGGGAAGGGAAAAAGAAGGGUGGAGGUGAAGGUGGGGCAGGAGCAGAUGAGGAAAAGGAGCAGUCGCACAGACCUUUCCUCAUGCUGCAGGCCCGGCAGUCUGAAGACCACCCUCAUCGCCGGCGUCGGCGGGGCUUGGAGUGUGAUGGCAAGGUCAACAUCUGCUGUAAGAAACAGUUCUUUGUCAGUUUCAAGGACAUCGGCUGGAAUGACUGGAUCAUUGCUCCCUCUGGCUAUCAUGCCAACUACUGCGAGGGUGAGUGCCCGAGCCAUAUAGCAGGCACGUCCGGAUCCUCACUGUCCUUCCACUCAACAGUCAUCAACCACUACCGCAUGCGGGGCCAUAGCCCCUUUGCCAACCUCAAAUCGUGCUGUGUGCCCACCAAGCUGAGACCCAUGUCCAUGUUGUACUAUGAUGAUGGUCAAAACAUCAUCAAAAAGGACAUUCAGAACAUGAUCGUGGAGGAGUGUGGGUGCUCAUAGAGUUGCCCAGCCCAGGGGGAAAGGGAGCAAGAGUUGUCCAGAGAAGACAGUGGCAAAAUGAAGAAAUUUUUAAGGUUUCUGAGUUAACCAGAAAAAUAGAAAUUAAAAA